UUCUGUAUCUCCGCGGCGAUCAGAAAACAGCCGUUCAUGAUUGUUGGUCGGUAGCAGGGGUGUGCGGCAAAUCUCAAAAUUUGCCGAGCUCGGCAAAUUCGCCAAAUCUCUUUUUUCAAUAUUUGCCGAGCACGGCAAAUUCGGCAAAUUUGCCGUGCUUAACAAACUCGGAAAAAUUUGAUAUUUUUUAUGUUUUUGGGGCACCAAAACUACUGAAUUCUUAACACACAUCUGGUUUCUGAAUAAGUUCCGCGUAGUAUGUCUGUUUAAGCAUCAAAAUAGCUCAAUUUUGUGUCAUUUUACUAAAUUUUUGCAUAAAAAAUCAAUAAAACGGCAGGAAAUAACAAUCCCAUAGGUAUGCUGACGUGUUGCUCUUCAGUAAACAAGCUGAUCGCCGCGGAGAUACAGAAUUUGUGGGGGUUUUUUGGUAGGUAAGAAUGUGCCUAGGUGCCUACGUGACUGCUCAUUUCUUUUUGUCUACUGCACUCUCGGGUGAUCCAACUUUGAAUUUGGUCGCUAGGCGACAGAUCCCACGGCAGGAAAUAACAAUCCCAUAGGCUAUCUUAAAUUUGACUUGAUUUUGACAAAAAAAAUGAUUAGAUUGGAUGUGGGAGGCCGGAAGUUUUCCACGAAUCGAUCUACUCUGACAAAAUUCGAUGGCUACUUUAGGAAGUUACCGAAACUUAAAGACGAGAGCUCUACCACUACUCGUAUUGUCAUCGACCGGUCCCCCAAACACUUUGAAACAGUUUUGAACUUCAUGCGGGACGGGAGCGUAGAUCUUCCAGAAUCUCUAAAGCACCUUCGGCAGUUGCUCAGAGAAGCGAUUUUCUACGGCUUAGAAAAGUUGAUAGAAUGUUGUAAGCAAGCAAUGGCAACUUCUGAGAUUGUUGCCGUUGCUCCAGAAGAGCCUAAAAGCCCUGACACAGUGGUUCCCUUAUUGUCAGACUACCAGGUUAACAACAACGAUCUGCAGCACAUGGUCCGGAUAUGUGGAGACAUUUUGAGAAAGCUUGGAAAUCACAACAUUCUCAGUCUCCCAUCAGUUUAUACAUUUGACGACUACGUCAAUUAUCUCAAGUCGGUAACCUCCGCGAUCAUUCCUGCAGUUUAUGCCAGAAUCUCCAAUUGGCGACAUUAUUUCAAGAAAAGUGAUGAAGCACACAGUUUUGUUCAAAAAAUCAUCCAAUGGAUUUACGCAAUGUUCGCUGGUUUUAAUAGACUACCGGCUGCCGUGCAUUGGGAACUUGCUCUGUUGCUAUGUGUUUUGAUGGUCUUCCAAACCUGUUAAUGAUCUAUACUGCUUUUUAAAAUUAUAUAUCUUACCCUUGACAGUAAAUAAAAAAAUUUCAAAA
Caenorhabditis elegans is the source of this 1355-nucleotide messenger RNA. It is a transcript of the gene K02F6.8, whose product is annotated as BTB domain-containing protein. Gene Ontology annotation, biological process: protein homooligomerization. The transcript is spliced from 5 exons. NCBI's taxonomy places the organism in Eukaryota, Metazoa, Nematoda, Chromadorea, Rhabditida, Rhabditidae. The record is from RefSeq and is marked reviewed. Bases 593 to 1291 code for a protein of 232 amino acids.